Messenger RNA from Psylliodes chrysocephalus, 375 nucleotides. The record is from the annotation of a GenBank genome assembly. NCBI's taxonomy places the organism in Eukaryota, Metazoa, Arthropoda, Insecta, Coleoptera, Chrysomelidae.
AUGCUGGAAAUAUUUGAAAUGUUAAGAAAUUGCAUCAGAAAGAGCUUAAUAGACAUUAAAUCAGAAAUAAACUUCACAAAAGAUGAACUUAAGUUACUAUCUAGUACAAUUUUAGCAUUGCAACCGGUAAAAGCUGCAGUAGAGCAAUUAUGUUGUGAAGAUGUAAAUCUUUUUAUAUCUGAUAUUACCUUAAAAUUCAUGAUUGAUGUGCUUACAAGUCAAAAAACAGUUUUAAGUAUUGAACUGAAAGAGGCAUUGUUAGAUCGUAUAAAAGAUAGACGGACCAUUUAUUCUGAUGUUCUUCAGUACCUGCAUAAUCCGUUUCCUGAGGAAUCCAGUGGUGAAGAUUAUGGAGUAUUUAAUAAAACCAGCUAA